Parasteatoda tepidariorum (common house spider) is the source of this 2867-nucleotide messenger RNA. RefSeq names its product Ceramide kinase (gene Cerk). Gene Ontology annotation, molecular function: ceramide kinase activity. The record is from RefSeq and is a predicted model, not a curated record. Gene Ontology annotation, biological process: phosphorylation; ceramide metabolic process. NCBI's taxonomy places the organism in Eukaryota, Metazoa, Arthropoda, Arachnida, Araneae, Theridiidae.
AAUUUUUCGCCAUCUCUUUGCCUUGGCGGGUGUCAAACAACCGCCAAGAUUCAGUCAGCUGUGUGCCAGUGGUCUCGGAAGACCGUGAGAGAUUUUUUUCUUCAAGCAAGUGCAAUCGCACUGAACUGCGGAUAUUUACUUCUCCAUGUUCUGGAUGACCAUCGUGACGGUCCAUAAUGGCCGGACACGAGCAAGAUUUUAUUUUAAGUGGCCUUUUUAUUACUAAAAGUGAGAGAAUUCGUGUGAUUUUGAACAAGGAGUGCCUUUUGUGGGAAUCUGAUAAUUUAUCAAAAUCUAAAAAUGUUGUUCUAUUGAAGCACAUAAUAGCUGUUACACCUUGUGAUUGUUCUGGCUAUAAGCAAACAAAACCAGUAUUAUGCUGCUAUUGCCAGAUUCAAGAGCUUCGAACUGAGCAUUCAGCAUCAAAAUAUGUUUUGCCAGUGAACGUGCGAUCAAUAAAAGUUCAUUAUGCUGUGCCUUCUGGUAGACAUAAAUGGAAACUUGCUAGUCAUGUUCUACAACCUCUUGAUGCGGUGAGAGUGAAAGAUUGGAUCGAUUCUAUUCAAGAUUUAUUAGCAGAAUUGAAUAGGCCUAAACACCUGCUAAUAUUCAUCAAUCCAUAUGGAGGAAAAAAGAGAGGCAUCAAAAUAUAUGAGAGAAAAGUUUUACCCAUUCUUCAUCUUGCUGGUGUUGAUGCACAUGCUGUUGUUACCCAACGACCAAAUCAUGCCAAGGAAAUGAUUGCUGAUAUUGAUAUUUUGAAAUAUGAUGGGAUACUAUGUGUCGGCGGAGACGGGAUGUUCAGUGAAAUUUUGAACAGUGUUCUCCUGAAGACACAAAAGGAAAAAGGAAUAGAGAUGGACGACAUGUACAAUCCACUGGUGGUGCCCAGAAUACCUCUUGGUAUUAUUCCUGCUGGUUCCACAAAUGCUGCUGUCAAUUCCAUAACAGGAUCUUCGGAUCCACUAUCUGCAACCCUCUUGGUAGUAAUGGGUGAUAUCACAGGCAUUGAUCUUUGUGGAGUGUACAGUGCUGGACGCUUCCUCAAUUUUGCUAUUACUUUUCUAUCUUACGGAUAUUUUGGUGACAUUAUUAAAGAAAGUGAGAAACUUAGGUGGAUGGGACCAAAGCGUUAUGAUUAUGCUGGUUUAAAGAGGAUACUAUGCCAAAAGGUUUAUGAAGGAGAGUUACAACUUCUUGUAGAUGUUCCUACCAAUCAAGCAUUAAUGAAAAAUGAUAGAUGCUGUGUUGAUUGUGGAACGUGUAGAAAUGCUACUCAUCUGCCUCGAUCUGACGGUGAAAGUAUGAAAAAAAUUAGAUGGCUCUCAUUGCGUGGCAGGUUCAUAGCAGUGAAUUCAGCCAUCAUUAGUUGUUCCUGUGUCAUGUCUCCCAAAGGAAUCUCACCCUCUCAACAUUUGGGCAACGGUUACACUGAUGUCAUUGUUGUUAAGAAAUGCUCUCGUUUAAACUAUCUGCGCUACCUCCUCAGAACAUCCUAUCAUCAUUCAGAUCCAUUCGACUUAGAUUUUGUGAAAGUGUACAGAGUGCGAGAGUUCAAGUUUAACCCUUUUGUCACUGAUGACAAGACCCCCGCCACAGGCUGUGUAGGUCUGCAGGACGGCUGGCAGGAAAUGAACACCAGCGUCUGGAACUGUGAUGGAGAAAUUAUAAAUGAGCCUUCUCUCUCUGCUAAAAUACAUUGUCAACUUUUAAAUGUGUUUGGACGUGGUUUUGAAGACCGAAAGACAAAUCAUUCCUCGUGGUCAGAUUGUUUCAAAUUCCUGAAGAGAGCUUAAAUGAAUGAUGAUAAGUAAACAAUGCCUUUAGGCUUUAACAAUGACUAUAUUAAACACUUCCAGUUCUUAAAAUGAUGUGAUAUUCACAGGUUUUACAUUGUAUGGUAUUUUUCUGGUUUUAUGCACAGUUGUGUUGUUCUUUUUGUUUAUCUUCUAUCAUUCCUUGAUUGGUUUAUUUGAAAAGUACGUACUGAAUAAUCCUGUGCUACUUGGUAUAGAAUUUAAAAGAUCUGAACUAAAAUUGGAAAUUUUAUUACGAAACUUUUAAAGAGCUUUAUCUUAGGUAAGAACCAAUUUUAGUGUUAAAUAUAACAGUAUUGUUAAUUAUACUUUUUUAGUAAAACUCAGCCGUAAUAGAAAACUGCAAUUUUAACCUUUUUUUUUUUAAAGUUUCCAACGAUGAAGCUAAAAUUUAACUGUAGUAAAACCUCUUAAAGGAAUUUUUCAUAGGAAUAAAAGAGAACUUCUUGUAUAUCAAAACUUUUUUUUCAGGGAUAUGCUAAACUCUAUUUGAAAAAAAAAGCAUGUAAUAUAUUGUAAGACUGAUAUACAGAAGUGUAUAUUUACUUUAAAUUAUCAUAAACUUAAAAAGUUAUACUUAUUGAAAUUUAAUUUAGUUAACUAUAAAAAACAAAAGUAUGAAUUUAAUUUAAUAUGCAGUGCAAAGUCCCAUAUCCGGACGUCCGUUUACAGGAAGGAUCUUUUUACCAAACAAUUUUUAACAAUCAAAAUAAACAUAACUUUUUUUCCUUUUGUUUAAAAGAAUGGUUUUUUUUCCUUUACAUUUGUGACCUGUUAAAAAAAUUACUCAGGGAUGAGAAUCUUCCACUUUUUCGCUUCUUUAUAAUCUUUAGCCACUUUGCGAUUUUUGUUGAUUUUAAUCCAAUAUCCGCUAAAGUAUAAAAAAUAAUUGAAUAUCACGGAAACGAAAUCCAGCAUUUCACUACUGUGUGAAAAAAAUUGCGUAUUUUUUCUUAUGUCUAACAUAAAAGGGUUAUUAUUGUUAAAAAUACACACUAAAUUUCAGAAUAUGAUAGAAUAUUUCAGAAUAUGAUAUUGAAAUAGAAAGCC